AUGGAGGAACCUGGUACACCGGAAUCCAUAAGCGCUCAUGCUGAGGCGCAUAACGUAAAAUUUGAUAUAUUCGCCAAAAUAGAUGUUAAUGGAGAAACAGCUUGUGAUGUAUGGAAAUUUAUGAAGGGUGUGCCCAUGGAGCGAUAUGGGCCAGAAGUGCAACCCAUAGAGCUUGAAAAGGUUCUGUGUUCCUACUGGUGA
Spodoptera exigua (beet armyworm) is the source of this 201-nucleotide messenger RNA. Lineage: Eukaryota; Metazoa; Arthropoda; Insecta; Lepidoptera; Noctuidae. The record is from the annotation of a GenBank genome assembly.